Messenger RNA from Propithecus coquereli (Coquerel's sifaka), 2889 nucleotides. It is a transcript of the gene NUP62, whose product is annotated as nucleoporin 62kDa. Bases 217 to 1779 code for a protein of 520 amino acids. Gene Ontology annotation, molecular function: structural constituent of nuclear pore; phospholipid binding. Gene Ontology annotation, cellular component: nuclear pore; nuclear pore central transport channel. The record is from RefSeq and is a predicted model, not a curated record. Gene Ontology annotation, biological process: protein import into nucleus; RNA export from nucleus. NCBI's taxonomy places the organism in Eukaryota, Metazoa, Chordata, Mammalia, Primates, Indriidae. The transcript has 2 exons.
AGCCCGUCUGCAAAGCUCCCUUCCUGCAAAUGGGGUUGGCUAUACCCGCUAGGCAGUGUGGUUAUGUAAGAGCUGGAUGGGGCAGCCCAGACUACAACUAGCUCCCUCCAGGCGACUGCAACAGCCUCCUCGCUCCCCACACUGCAGCCUGGGUUGCAGACGCUGACGGAUUUGCCUCGGGAGCUGAAGUAGCUGCUGCCACCAGAGGCUGGAGCCAUGAGCGGGUUUAAUUUUGGAGGCACUGGGGCCCCUACAGGCGGGUUCACGUUUGGCACUGCAAAGACAGCAACAACCACAUCCGCGACAGGGUUUUCUUUCUCCGCUGCCAGCACUGGAGGGUUUAAUUUUGGGACUCCCUCCCAACCCCCUGCAAGUUCCUCUUCCACCGGCCUGUUCUCAUUCAAUACCCAGACUCCAGCCACACAAACUCCAGGAUUCAGUUUUGGAACAACAGCUCCUGCUUCCGGAGGAGCGGGGUUUUCUUUAGGGAUCAAUGCUCCAAAGCUAAGCUUGAGCAACACGGGCACCACCCCGGCCACGGCCGCCCUCAGCAGCUUUGGGCUCGGCAGCAGCACCCUCACCAAUGCCAUGCCCAGCACCGCCACCUCCAGCCAGGGCACAGCACCCACCGGCUUUGUCUUUGGCUCCUCCACCACCUCUGCUGCUCCGUCCACCACGUCCGGAGGGUUCUCAUUCACUGGUGGAAGCACGUCCCAGAGCGGGACCUCCGGUUUCAACAUCGGCUCAGUGGGGCAUUCGGCCCAGCCCACGGCACUUGCUGGAUUACCCUUCACUCCAGCCACGCCAGCAGCCACUGGAGCAGGGGCCACACAGCCAGCCGCUCCCACGCCCGCUGCUGCCACCACCAGUGCUGGGCCCACCCUCUUUGCCUCAAUAGCAACCGCUCCAACCUCAUCCACCGCCACCGGGCUCUCCCUCUGUCCCCCGACAACCACAGCUGGAGCUGCCGGGGCCGGUACGCUGGGCUUCAGCUUGAAGGCCCCUGGAGCAGCUUCUGGCGCCUCCACAGCCACAUCCACCACCGCUGCCACCACCGCCGCCACCACCAGCACCGGCUUUGCCUUGAAUCUAAAACCACUGGCACCAGCCGCGAUCCCCAGCAAUGCGGCAGCUACCGUGACCGCCCCGCCUGGCCCCAGUGCAGCUACCGGGGCGGCCACCAGUCCCGCGAUGACCUACGCGCAGCUGGAGAGCCUGAUCAACAAGUGGAGCCUGGAGCUGGAGGACCAGGAGCGCCACUUCCUGCAGCAGGCCACCCAGGUCAACGCCUGGGACCGCACGCUGAUCGAGAACGGGGAGAAGAUCACCAGCCUGCACCGCGAGGUGGAGAAGGUGAAGCUGGACCAGAAGAGGCUGGACCAGGAGCUCGACUUCAUCUUGUCUCAGCAGAAGGAGCUGGAAGACCUGCUGAGCCCGCUGGAGGAGUCGGUCAAGGAGCAGAGCGGGACCAUCUACCUGCAGCACGCCGACGAGGAGCGCGAGAAGACCUACAAGCUGGCGGAGAACAUCGACGCGCAGCUGAAGCGCAUGGCCCAGGACCUCAAGGACAUCAUCGAGCACCUGAACACAUCCGGGGGCCCCGCCGACACCAGCGACCCGCUGCAGCAGAUCUGCAAGAUCCUCAACGCGCACAUGGACUCGCUGCAGUGGAUCGACCAGAACUCGGCCCUGCUGCAGAGGAAAGUGGAGGAAGUGACCAAGGUGUGCGAGGGGCGUCGCAAGGAGCAGGAGCGCAGCUUCCGGAUCACCUUCGACUGAGCCGACGUCGCGUCUGGGACCCACGGUCUGAGGGCGUCAGACGGGGAAUGCGCCUAUUGUCUAGUUUCAGUGGGUUGCAACAAGAUGUUUGUUUCUUUCUUUCCUUCAAAUGACUGUGCUGUUGAGAGAAUCGCUCUGUGCUUUAACUUUUCCCAUUAGUAAAUAGCAAGUAUUCUGAGCCCUCUGGUCCAGGCACUGGCCUCGUGGGUGGGGUUUCUGUGUUUCGUUUGCAAAUCUUUGGCCCCUUUUCACCCACUACGACCACCCACCUCAUCCUUCUGGCUCCGGCCAAGUGCUGACUCGCCUAAGAAAACUCUGCUUCCCGCCAGGUCGGUGGGCAGCCGCUGUGUCCGACACACAGUCACGGGUGCAGUGAAAAAAUACCAAGGUUAAAAGAAUCUCCAUCCUCAGGAGACAGCAACGUAGUUUUGGAGUAUAAGAUGUGUACUUGUGAAAAUUAACCACCAAGACAAAGCAGUGAAUUGUGACUAGAACAGACAGUGGAUUAGUGAAUUUCAAAGGUGAAAAAUAGGUCAGCUAAGGGGCCUGAACUAGGUCUUGAGAAAAGGGUCAGACUCGAGCCAAGAGGUCUUCCUUUGCCUGCCUAACAUCCCCACUCGCCCUCCAGGUCUCCCCUUAGGCCUCACCUCCCCCAGGAAGCCUUCUCAGCCACCAGAGUUCAGGCAGUGGCCGUCUUGCAGGUCCCCACAGCACACCAAGCUGGUACCUUUGGUGACACUCGCUACACUGUAGUAUGCUGGCUGUUGGCUUCUCUUUCUCACUGUUAGAUUGUGAGCUCCUAUGGGCAGAGAGUGAUUAUUGUUCCCCUUGUGUCCCCAGCGCAGUCCCUGUCACAUUUGUUAAAGAACAGUGAAGAUGAAACCUGACGUAACGUUAGUCCACAAAAAUGCCUGCUGAAAUGGCCACCGUUGCCGGGGAGACUUGUUUCUGAACUUCCCAACGCGGGAGUUAACCCCGUCAGUGACAGUAAGAGCCACAGAGUCUAGAAGGCAGAAGCCAGCGGGUUGUAUACUAAGUAUUGUCUUUAGACUUUGUUCAUUCUCUGAAAUACCUGUGACUGUAUGUUGCUUUCCUAAAUAAAAGAAAAUC